GAAAGAUCUACAGCAUCAUCUGCAUCUCAUCCAAUUCGCUCUUUACCUAAAGCUCAAAUGACCCCAGCUUUCUCCGAUGAGCGCUUCGAGCUAUGCGCCUACUGGACGCGAAGAGACUAGAGCCCGUCGACGUGCGUGACGAUGCUAUACCACCAUACGCCAUCCUGUCUCACACCUGGGGAGACGAGGAGCUCACACUCCAGGAGUUGCGGCAUAUGAAAGGGCGGAUGCCUCAAUCCCUAGACAAACGGAAACGAACCAUUGCUGAUAAGAAAGGAUUUGCAAAAGUCAAGGAUGCGGCAGCCUUGGCUGUCACGAGGGGGUUCUCUUAUAUCUGGGUCGACACGUGCUGCAUUGAUAAAUCGAGCAGUGCAGAACUUUCUGAAGCAAUCAACUCAAUGUAUCUUUGGUAUCAGCAAGCUGCCGAAUGCUAUGCCUUUCUCUCGGAUGUCAAAUCAGCCAAGGAAGAAGACUGGUCGAAGCCAAACUCCAGCCUUCGUCACAGUCGUUGGUUUACUCGAGGAUGGACUUUACAAGAGCUCAUUGCGCCGAAACUUGUUCAUUUUUAUGCAAAGGAUUGGAGCUUCCUUGGGCAUAAAGACCGUCCGAUUGCCUUUACGAGGAUUAUCAGCGCAGUCACUGGGAUCGAUGCGGAGGUUCUGGACGGACGGAUCGAUCCCCUCCAACUCGGUAUUUCCGCUCGUAUGAAAUGGGCAUCACGUCGACAUACUACCAGACUAGAAGAUACAGCAUAUUCUUUGAUCGGCCUCUUUCAAGUAAACAUGCCCCUUCUGUACGGGGAAGGUCACCGGGCGUUCACGAGGCUGCAGGAGGAGAUCAUUCAACGUUCUGACGAUCAGUCACUAUACGCAUGGAACUCGCUGGAAACAGCAGAUGAAGACCCAGACGAGUUAUCCGGUUUACUUGCUCACUCCCCAGAGCAAUUCAAAGAUACUGGGAACAUCCAUCCUCUACCUCCAUCCCCUGUCUAUGCGAGCGCACCAUCUGGCAUGACGAACCACGGUCUUCGGGUUCAAUUAUAUCUUCGACCUUUAUUGGAAGCAGAAGGAGUUCCAAUGGAAGAAGACUACUAUGCAAUCUUAGACUGCUUCGUCAGCGUCGGCGAUUUAUACCAAUGUCCAGUCAUACGUUUGAGACUACUCUCACAAGACCAGUACGCCAGACUUCAAACCAAGUCUCGAAAAUACCUGCCUCCACCACAAGGAGAUUUUCCAGAGUAUGAAGGAUACAGAACAAUAUAUGUUCGACAGCAGCCAGUCUACUACAAUCUUCCGCAAUUCAGGGUCUCGCCGGCGCACAUGCACUCCAAUCUCCAUAGCCAACAGGACCAACAAUACAAGUUGACAGAGAUCUUCCCUCAUCGUGAGUGGAACUCAACAACUAUAACAAUGAAAGUAAAAUAUUCCCGCAAGCUGCAAGCCAUGGGUGUUUUUCGCUUUCAAAGUUCUGGCGCACACGACAAGAAAGUAGAUGUUGUGGUUGGGUUGAGGCGUCUGGAUGCCAUGCAAUGGGAAGGAUGGUGUUUUCAACGCGCUUAUCAGGGGAGCUCUCUUGAAUCUACCCUUUCUGUGAUCAACCAGAGGGUUUCCGAGUUAACGAGAACAAGGAGUGUUUCAACAGGGAUGCUUCGAGAUUCACUUGGAGAUGAUUCAAACUUGAUGACUGACGCAACAGUUGAAGGGAUGCAACUCCAGGGCCGGUUAUACAUCUCGAUCUCGAUGUCCCAGAAACCAGAGGUUUAUUCGACGACAGCAUUACAAGUAUCCCCGACCCAGCAGGGCUUGGUGUUCCCUACAAAGGACAGCAGCAUAACAAUUCCUUUACUCUAUGACUUCCAAGUGCGGACCUUGACUGGCCCUUGCUCACGGAGCUACCUGGUAACGAAAUCAAUGCUCCUUGAUGAUGUGGAGUCAAGCGCCCACGUUUUGGCUGUCCGAGGCUUACCACCAACCAGUGGUUUGUAUCGCAGCGGUUCUCUCUUUAGUUCGCUGCACGAUUUUGUGAAGCGCGUUCAAAAUCAGAAAGCAAUCGGUGAUUCAGAACAUCCUGUUUCCUUCGAAGAUCAGUUAGCAGUUGCUUUGUUCAAAGGAGACAAGACUAAGGCAGAGGGGCUACUGGCUGUUGGUUUCGACCUGGAGACUUCCACAUCAGAUUUAUAUGGCUUUACCGCGCUACAUUGGGCAGUUGCGGGGGGCUUCUGGGAAUCUAUUCCUCUUCUCUUUAAAUACGGUGUCAAUCCCCUUGCCUUGACAAGAGAAGGGUGGACUGCAUUGCACCUAGCGGCCGUCUUGAGCAAAUCGACCUGGAAAGCUUUCUUGGCCCCGGGACAUUCAAACGAGGAUUUCAACGAACUGGCAAAUAAGCGGACAAGAGAUCAUCUCGAGACUUCCCUGCACCUGGCCGCAGCUUACUGUCAAAACUCUGAACGUGGAGUGUCCUUUUUCAAGGAGCUUUCCCGUGAUGCACUCAAUGGUGCCACACUUUUCGCUCGAAACAAGCAUGACGAGACUCCUCUUCAUAGAGCCGCAGCCUUUAAUAAUGCUGGAAUAAUUCAGUCGAUUGUAAACCAGGAACCCCAAUCAACGCCAGGUUUUAUUGACGUUGUCGAUCGAUACGGAAGGUCUCCUCUCUGGCACGCUGCCGCUACAGGCUCUUGCGAUGCCAUACAGAUUUUAUUAUCUUUCAACGCCAGUAUCAACUUAACAGAUGACCUGGGCAGAAGCGGUCUCCAUGCAGCUUGUUGCGGAGGAUACCACGACGCUGUCGAGAUGCUUUUGCAAGAAGGAGCUCGGCAGUCCACCCAGACCUCACUCCUGAGCCUGACAGCAUUGGACUAUGCUGCAAUGUUUGGACACGUUGAAUGCCUGCAGCACUUGCUGACCUUGAGGCCGAUGGAUGCACUACUUCCCAAUCAACCAGAAAUAGUCGCUUCUCAGAAUAAGUCGCUUCAUAUCGCGGCGUCUUGCGGAUGGCUGAAGUGCGUGGAGCUUCUGUGCAACGUGGGAGCAGACCCAUUUCAAUCAUUCGAACAGUAUUUGAAGCUCGAUCAUUCGAAAACGUACGCAAUAGUGGUCAAGGACAGUGGAAAUGCGUCAUCAGCUGCAGCAAAGGAGGGCCACGCUGAGAUUUUCAAAUACUUCGAGACGUCACAUACUUGUGAAGAGCAUCGUCGUCGCAACCAGCGCAGAUACUCUUGGCAGGGAUCAGAAGUACAGGCUCAGGAAGCCAACAGCCAAGGCGCUACUAAAGCCACAGGCGCUGAAGAAUCAAUAUAUAAAGGGCAGGAAUAUCAGGAAACUGCUGCUCCACAACAGUCUCGCCAUCAAUCAGCUCAAACCCCCUCAUUUCGCCAUUCAAAUACCGGUCCACAACGCUAUGCCCUAACUGAAACCUACCGGGACUCUUUAAUUUCUCCCACUGCGCCUUUCAUGGAGCGGCCUCCUAGGGUUGGGAGCCAUUCUGCUACCUUACCUGCUUACUCGAGCCCAUCUUAUUCCAGUCCAGGAUAUCAACAGCCAAGCAGGGAAUCAAAAGACGCAUCCAAUUACCAGCUAGCUCAACCAUCCCCCUAUGCAAGUCUUCCGUACGGGCAGGUUCCAUCUCCAUAUGAUCCCCCACAAUCAUCCUACGGAUCUCAAAUUGCUGCGCGUCCUCAAUCCUACGCAAGUGUGAACAGACCAUCGCUGUCAUUCGCCUACCACCCUGAUAAUCGAUACCCUCCACCUGUUCCAGCACUCCCAGCGGCCUACUCCUCGGGGUCAUAUCCCCCUCGACCCCAAAUUCUGAGAGGAAAUCAAGAACCAACAUUCCCGAAUUCAAAAUUACAAGCGAAUCUGCUCCGCAUGCUUGGAAGGCUUAGCGAUCCUGUUUUGACAGCAGAAUUCCCUACAGAUCCCGAAUUCUCGCAUCACGACCCUAUUCUAAAUUGCCUCGUGUAUCAAAGCCGAUUGAGUGUGACUGAAAGGAAUUCAGUACACAAUGUCGAUGGCUUUCCUAUGUUUGAGCUGACCACUGCAUCCGAGCCGAAAUCUCGAGUGGCAUCGAGUGAAACUCGAACGGUGAGAGGUGCUGUUAGGAGCUCCGAAGCCGUCGCAUUGAUAGAGGCGGAGAGAGCUGCUCAUCACGCGCAUCAAAUGAGUUCUUCAAUUUACGAUACUGGGUCUUGGACAAUAUGGCCUAUACCCGCAUGGUCUUGACAAAAUGGUCUUGAAUAAUUGGUGAGAAGUCCUCGUCCAACAUUACCAAUCAUACCCCAUGGUCAAACCAGCAAUCCACGGAGCGGAGACUAGUCCCGGGUUCACUAAGUCGAAAAUAAUAGCUUCCAAUUGCCCAUUUGAGGGAGGUGGUAAGCCAUUCAUGAAAAAGUUAGGAAUAAUCCAAACCUUGACGUGGUUUGGCUUGCAGCCAAACUAGCUUUAGUGUUAUUCAUCUCCUAUAAGGAAGAUCGCCCGGUCACCUGCAGAUCCAUAG
Molecule: messenger RNA, 4491 nt
Organism: Hyaloscypha bicolor E
Lineage: Eukaryota; Fungi; Ascomycota; Leotiomycetes; Helotiales; Hyaloscyphaceae
Product: ankyrin
Exons: 2
Coding region: 93-4217 (1374 amino acids)
Molecular function (GO): protein binding
Source: RefSeq, a predicted model, not a curated record